CGGACUCGCGAGCGUCGUGUGGCGGUUCCUCCGAGAUUCCGACGCGUGUGUUACCUUAAGGUCCCCCAGGUGUGCGGGAACCCUGCGGAUCGAAAACGGGGUCGGUGUCCAGGGUGAGGGGUGGCAGGAGGAGGAGGAAGUACGGGAAAGCCGGAUUUUUAAUUUUUGCCCUUGUGGAGGAGACGUGCGUGUGGGCGACGUGUUCCGACGGGAAUCGCGGGAGGGAUAGUGGUGGGUGGAGGUGGGUAAUAUCCUAGGAUUCCCACCCUCCCCCUCUUUCGAACGUCAAGUGAUACGGUGUGGUGGGGGUUUGUGUCACAGGAGUAGGGCUAAGGUGGGGGCGGCUGAAAAUCAACAACAAUAAACGGAAAACUAGUGCAACAAUAAGACGGGCAGGCCUUACCAUUCGGGAGAGGGGAAAGGCUCCGGAAAAUCCAACGACGGUUCCAAUAGUGAAGUGAGGUGGAGUUUCGCUAAACCAACAGUUCAUCAACCCACGUGGAUGAAGCAUGUAGUUGCCACCCCGUUCCCAACGUUGCGUCUGCUAUGCACCACCGUCCAUCGUCCGAGGUGCACAUCCGAGACCACGACGACGAUCCACGGCCUCGAUUCGACGACCCAGCGACGGCGUUCCGUUCUCGUAUGGAUCCAUCCCCGAUCCCGUUGAAACGAACUCCAGCCACAGCAGCAUCAACCAACAGAUCAACAGCCAAUCAACAAGACACUUCAACGGCCACCAGAGCAACUGACAGAGGUCGAACCUCUAGCAGUGGCAGUUCUGGCAUGCGAGGAGAUCCCUCGGGUGUGGUCUCCGUCUCAACUGUCAGUAGCAGUACCAGCAACAACAGUCGAAGUUCAGAACAUCAACAAAACCAUCAACAGCAGCAGCAACAACAUCAGUCCCAUCAACGCCAUCAACAUCAACAGUACCAGCAUCACAGUCAUCAUCACAGCAGUCACAGCCGGAAGUUGAGUCCCGGAAGUGAGAGUGCCGUCAGUUCCUCCACCAAUCGACCACUUCCCGGUACUUCAGGGUCAUCAACGUCAACAUCGUCGUAUCAUCCCGGUUCGGUCAGUUUGGACCGGGCAGCGGCUCUCAUUCGACAAGGAACUGCUUCUUCAUCGACAGGAUCUUCGUCUGGAGCUUCGGCAUUACCGUGUGGAUUGAAAGAAUCCAGCAAGUGUCCCACCCCGGGCUGCGUAGGACUUGGUCACGUUACCGGACUCUACUCCCACCACCGGAGCCUUUCCGGAUGUCCACGGAGGGACAAAGUCUCAUCUGAAUUACUCGCCCUCCACGAAACCAUCCUCAAAUGCCCCACGCCGGGCUGUAACGGGCGGGGCCACGUCAGCGCCGGGCGCAACUCGCACCGCAGUCUCUCCGGCUGUCCGAAGGCGGCCGCCAGCAAGGCCGCGGCCCGCGAGCUCAAGUACCAGAAUGGGCUGCUGUUCCGGCAGAAGCUCCACUCGGCAGUUCUAAACUACCAACAACUCAGCGAGUACAGAUCGUCUCUGAUCAACCAACGCAGUCGUAGCAGUUCUCCCGAGUCCAAUCGGGACACCUACUCACCAAGGCUCCGGGAACCUGCCGACGAGCCGCAGAAUCUCAAAACUACCAACUCCGAGGAGCGGAAUCGGGAAGAUCCUGCUCCGAAGGAGUCUGAGGAGAAAACUGAAGCGCCAGUUCCGCCGGAAGAUUUCAAACCAGUGAUCAAAACCGAGAAACCGGACUUUGACAGUAAAGACACAAUGCUGGACAGCACCAGCUAUGACUACCGAUAUGGUGGCGGUCACCAGCAGCACCACCAGUCGGCGGUCCAGCACCAUCAGCAGUAUACGAAUACCGCCAUGGGCGGUUCCGGGUACGAUUUUGGAGGUUACUCCAGAUCCGGGUACGAUCCGGGAGCCUUCGAGCGGUACGAUCCGGCGUACGGCUCGCGGUACGGGUCUUACGGCUCCUCCGUCCAACCUCCUCUGAUGGAGGAAUACGGCGCGGUACCGGCAACCUCGUCCGCUUCUUCGGUGGUGGGGUUUCAACAGCCACCGGGCCAACCUUUGAGCCUUGGCCUAGCUACUACGGUGGUGGAUCCGACGCCCACGCCGGUGCUCAAGCUGGAACCGGACGAGAGUUCGUCGGCUGGUCCGAUAUGCCCCCGGCCGGUCUACCAACCGUACGACCAAGGGACGCCCAACCCCAGCAACAGCAGCAACAAUUCUGGUGGGAACCUGCUCCAGGAGCAGGUUCCGGCGCAACCCCCGGCAACCUCGGGUACGGUACCGGUUCCGUUUUCGGCAAUCAAUUUGAGUGUCAAGACUGGUACGGAUACGGAACUAGCGGAGGUGGAGGCGGAGGGUACUACACAGGGUAGAAGCUCCCCGGUGAGCGGUGAACGUGCCCCAGUUAUGGAUCUGUCCACCGGGAAUUUGCCGUCCUCCAGCGGGCAACCGAGCUCUCCGAGGAGUGCCAAGGAGCGGUUGGCCGCCAAACUUGCGAGUCCCCAGCGGCAGACGCUGGACCUGAGCGUCCGGCUGUCCAAUAGCACUGCCAGUCCCCUUGGGCGGGCUUCUUCCGGAUCUCCAGUUCCGCGGUCACCCCAGGCCGAACCAAUGGACUUUAGCGGACCGUCUCGGCCCGGUUACGGCUUCAUCGUGCCACCGUCCUCCAGCGCUGCCGGAACCGGAGCGCUCGGGUACAGCCGGGAGUCUACCCCGGACAGCAGCGCCUCGUCACACUACAUUUCCGACGGCUAUCGAGAUCAUAGUGGCUACCCAUCGGCCGGCUACGGAAUGGCCAUCGAGUAUGCGGCGGCGGCCAGUUCAGGCUAUCCGGGGUACGGUCCUCCCGGGGCGUACCAGUACGGGGCUCCGCCCCCGCCGCAUCCCCACCUGUACUCGUCCGGAGCGUACUCCAGCGGACACUACUCGAUGCCACCGCCCAGCCACAUACCCUCGCAGGAUCGGCUGCUGAAGGAUGGACUGGCCAGCUUGUCCCGCUCGUUCCACCACGUGGCCUCGCAGGAGCUCAAGUGUCCGACGCCGGGCUGCGAUGGCUCCGGGCAUGCCACCGGCAACUACUCGUCCCACCGGAGCCUGUCUGGGUGUCCGCGGGCCACCAAGCCCAAGAACAAACCCCGCGACGGAUCGGAGGCGGAACCGUUGAGGUGUCCCAUUCCGGGUUGUGACGGUUCCGGACACUCGACCGGGAAGUUCCUGUCCCAUCGGAGUGCUUCCGGGUGUCCAAUCGCUUGCAAGAACCGCCUUCGGGUGAUCGACUCCGGCGGUUCCAUGGGAGGAUUGAAGUACAGCAGUGAUUCUGGAUGUUCUACGCCGGGUUGUGACGUUCCAAUGGCUUCCAAAAAGAUCAAAUACUCGGACGAUGAAACGGACAAGUUAACCAAAGGCUACAAUGGCAUGAACGACCUCAUCACGUCCAACGACACCCAGGGCAGUGAGGCCAGCUCGAAUCACUCCGACAUGCCGCCCAACGGAGGAUACCUUCCGCAGCAUUCCUUCCAGCAGCAACACAACUCCCAACCAUCCUCUUCGUCCUCCUCAACCCGAAUCACCAACCAUCCCGGUCCCACAGCUCCCCCAGACCCGGUAAGCUCCGCCAACGGCGAAGACCUGCUCUCGCUGGAGGCGGAAAUCACCGAGCUUCAGCGCGAAAACGCCCGCGUCGAGUCCCAGAUGUUGCGCCUCAAGACCGACAUCAACGCGAUGGAGUCGCAGCUCGGGCAGGUCGUCGCGGAACGGCCCAAACCUGACGGUGCUACAGCAGGCCAUGACAACCACGUGAACGAGUACUACGAGAGCCUCCGGAACAACGUGAUUUCGAUUCUGAAAACGGACAACCCCUCCGAUCCUGGUAAUUCUGGCCACACUGCCGCCACUGGCAACUCUGACGUAAAGAGUGAUCAUCACCACGGCGCUGCCACUAACAACAACAACAGUGACAUUUGCAAAAAUCAGAACGGCGAAGGUCACUACGAUCAGUACUCUGGAGAGCAGACCACUUCCGAACAGAUGAGUCACCAGCAGCAGUACUACCAACAUCAGCAGCAACAGCAGUACGAUUUGGAACGGUCCCGGUAUUACGAAUCGCUGAAAUUGAACCCGGUGGCGGACUACGGAGCUCCGUUGACUGCUGCGCCAAUCUAAGAAGAAAACGAGGGCGAGUUUGGGUCAUUUAGUCGAAACAUUACUUUCUUUAAAAAAAUGCAUGCUUUUUGAAGCAUACAGCAUGAUUCGGUGAAACGGCCAUUUGGUGAAUUGACUUUUCGGUGAAAAUAAUCUCAACAAAAAGCCAAUUCCUUAAAAUGGCCUAUUCAUCGAGUACCAUUGUAACGUAAACAUUUGUAUACUCUUACACUGAAAAUAGUGCUACAGGAAAUUAGAUGAACACUACAAAUAAAAAAAAAACAAAUCGUAUAAAUGUGUAAACAGAAAAGUACAGAUUUUAAAACGUGACGCCGGAAUUGUUUUCGAAAAAACACGCAAAAACGUAAGACAUUCCACGUUCUACAUAUCAGUAGGAAGCAGCUGACUAUCUCCGUUUAUUUGAGUAAAUAUUUUAAUCGAAAGAUCGUAUUCUUGGUAACUUUGGAUGACUGAGCGGUCGCAGUUGCAGUCUGAAAUAAAUGAUGUUAUUUUUUGGUCAAAUGAGGUCACCUUUAAACGAGAGAAAUAAAAUCAAAUGAAA
This is a messenger RNA of Culex pipiens pallens (northern house mosquito), 4699 nucleotides long. RefSeq lists its product as uncharacterized. Gene Ontology annotation, molecular function: RNA polymerase II cis-regulatory region sequence-specific DNA binding; DNA-binding transcription factor activity, RNA polymerase II-specific; zinc ion binding. NCBI's taxonomy places the organism in Eukaryota, Metazoa, Arthropoda, Insecta, Diptera, Culicidae. Gene Ontology annotation, cellular component: nucleus. The coding region runs from base 547 to 4158 and encodes 1203 amino acids. The record is from RefSeq and is a predicted model, not a curated record. Gene Ontology annotation, biological process: regulation of transcription by RNA polymerase II. The transcript is spliced from 13 exons.